Tilletiopsis washingtonensis is the source of this 682-nucleotide messenger RNA. Its product is annotated as 3-hydroxyanthranilate 3,4-dioxygenase 2. Gene Ontology annotation, cellular component: cytoplasm. The transcript is spliced from 3 exons. The record is from RefSeq and is a predicted model, not a curated record. Gene Ontology annotation, biological process: 'de novo' NAD+ biosynthetic process from L-tryptophan; quinolinate metabolic process. Gene Ontology annotation, molecular function: 3-hydroxyanthranilate 3,4-dioxygenase activity; iron ion binding. Lineage: Eukaryota; Fungi; Basidiomycota; Exobasidiomycetes; Entylomatales. Bases 1 to 552 code for a protein of 183 amino acids.
AUGGUCCCGCCGCCGCUCAACUUCCCCAAGUGGCUCGCCGAGAACCGGCACCUGCUGCAGCCGCCGGUGGGCAACUUCUGCCUCUUCCGCAGCGACGACUACACCGUCAUGGCCGUCGGCGGGCCCAACGCCCGCAGCGACUAUCACUUCCAGCCCACCGAGGAGUUCUUCUACCAGGUGCAGGGCGCCAUGCUCCUCAAGAUCGUCGAGGACGGCGAGUUCAAGGACGUCGUCAUUGGCGAGGGCGAGAUGUUCAUGCUGCCCGCCAACACGCCGCACAGCCCUGUGCGCUUCGAGGGCACCGUCGGCCUCGUGGUCGAGCGGACACGGCCUGAUGACAAGGACGAUGCGCUGCGCUGGUACUGCCCGAAGCUCGAGUCACAUCCGGACGGCCCGCACAUCGUCAAGGAGUCGCGCUUCCACUGCACCGACCUCGGCACGCAGCUCAAGCCCGUCAUCGACGAGUGGCACCGCGACGAGGCGGGGCGCAAGUGCUCCUGCGGCUACGCCGUGGGCACGCGCGAGCUCAUCGGCCGCCAGACGGUGGCGUGAAUGCCAUGCCUAAGCGAUCACACGUGGACGAGCAGAAGGCGAAAGGGCAUGGAUUAAGAAAGGAGGGCUGCGUUGCGCGAGAGGUGCAAGCUGACGUCCAGCGAGGGAGCAACUUGGGUGGCGGCGAAGG